Molecule: messenger RNA, 1608 nt
Organism: Salpingoeca rosetta
Lineage: Eukaryota; Choanoflagellata; Craspedida; Salpingoecidae
Exons: 7
Coding region: 485-1387 (300 amino acids)
Source: RefSeq, a predicted model, not a curated record
UUCGAUGGGUGCGCAGACCGCGGUCGUGCGCAGUUCAAACCUCGUUCUGCGUGUCGCCCGCGGUCACCUGACUCGCACCACCCUGUGGAGCAAGCAAGCAGACAAGCAAGGCAAAGGCUACGCUAACGUGAUCCACACGUCGCGUUGCAGGCACUGUAUCUAUUUGCCAAGCAAGCAAGCACGAACCUGGGAUCAAGCCGUGAGAUCGACUUUAAGCGUCCAUCGGCCUUUGUACGUGUGAUUGAUUGCAGCAAGAACCCUCGAACACGAACAGCCACCUCACGUUCCUGAAACCCUUCCUUGAGGUUGUUGUUGUUCUUGUUGUUGGAUUGAUGUGAAGGCACUCGUCUAGCAGCCUCAGCAGACCUUGUUUCCACGACCUACAGCUCUCAAUCUACUCCACGUCGAUCUCCUCCUCCUCCUCCUCCAAAUCCUGCCCCCUGAACUCUUCCAUCCUCAACAACCAGAACCAGCACCCAUCCACAUGGAUUUGGCUCCAACCCUUGCUGCCAGCCUCGUCGGCAGCAGCAACAGCAGCUCCUGCGAAUACCAAUGGGCCGACAAGUAUCUCGGCGAGUGCGUCCACAACGAACGCCAGCUUGCGGGCCUCAUCCUCGGUCUCAGCUCCAUCCUCUGUUGGAUGGUCGCACAAACUCCGCAAUUGUACAAGAACUUUCGUAACUCCACCGCUGAAGGCCUGUCCGGUGCUUUUCUUGCAGACUGGCUUGCCGGCGACAUUACAAACCUUGUCGGCUGCAUUCUAACCAAACAAGUCCCAACACAGCUGUACACUGCGAUAUGGUUUUGCAUCAUCGACACAUGCAUGCUUGUGCAAUGGCUGUACUACAACAAGUUCCGUCGCAAGCCGGGCAAGGUAUAUGUGGUGUACUCGGUCGUGUGCGUGCUGGCGCUGAGCCCACUGCUGAUGAAGGCGCAGCAACUUGGCGGGGGCGACAGUUUCGAGGCGUCUGCAUCGUCGUCAGCGACGCACCACGGACGCAACCUCCUCACCAUCAACUCCUUCUCGUCGGCCACCUCCAUUGCGGGCUGGUCCAUCGGAUGGGUCUCCGGGCUCAUGUACUUCACCUCACGCAUCCCACAGAUUGUCAAGAACUUUCGGCGGCGGUCGUGCGAGGGCCUGUCGCUGGCCAUGUUCUGUAUGGCCAUUCUCGGCAACAUCACAUAUGCGCUCGGCGUGCUGCUGCAGAGCGUGGAGAGGGACUUCCUCAUUGACCACAUGCCCUGGCUGCUUGGCUCCGUCGGCACCCUCAUCUUCGACUUUACCAUCUUCUGCCAGUUCCUCUGCUUUGGUGGCAACACCAGCGCCAGCGCAAAUGGCAAGACCAAACUGACUGAAUCCGACCCGCUGCUGCAAACCAUGCCAUGAGCCCAUCCCAUCACGUGAUUGUCAUGACAUAGGCUUGAUUCCUCCUCUUGUUCUUCCUCUUGCUCUUCCUCUUGUUCCUCCUCUCGUUCCUUGCUCUUCGUGAGAGCGUUUAACGUGAAUGUGUGUGAUGUGUACGUGUGCCACUGUGCAUUAGGAUCUCUGUCUUCUUCAUUCAGUGUGCGAGGUGGUGUUGUGGAUAAAGUAAAGCAAACUCAAGCCAA